Helianthus annuus (common sunflower) is the source of this 2508-nucleotide messenger RNA. Its product is annotated as U-box domain-containing protein 32. Gene Ontology annotation, molecular function: protein kinase activity; ATP binding; ubiquitin-protein transferase activity. The transcript has 9 exons. The record is from RefSeq and is a predicted model, not a curated record. Bases 288 to 2390 code for a protein of 700 amino acids. Gene Ontology annotation, biological process: protein ubiquitination; protein phosphorylation. NCBI's taxonomy places the organism in Eukaryota, Viridiplantae, Streptophyta, Magnoliopsida, Asterales, Asteraceae.
CAAGACAACCAACCAACCAACCAACCGAAAGAGCUUUUUAACUUUUGAAAGUGAACCCAAUGGCCAUCAAUUACUUAACGAUAACCACUGUGUGUGUGUGUGUGUUUCCACCAAUCCAUUCACACUCCUUCACAAUCUCUAUCUCUAUAACAAACCAAUCCUCAAUUUCAUACCCUAAUCCUACAAUUUCUUCUUCAAUUCCACCACAUCUUUUCUAGGGUUCCUGAACAUGCUGUUACAGUGAAUGCUACUAUCAAACAUCAUUAUUUUAUUAGGGUUUAACAUCGAUGGGGAGUGAAGCUGAAUUGAUCGAUGAGGAGAUUGAAGAGUUUAACCACACCAUAUUUAUUGCAGUGGGGAUGAAUGUUAAGGACGGUAAGUCGCUGAUUUUGUGGACUCUGAAGAACUUUUCUGGAAUGAAGAAGAUUUCUCUGCUUUAUGUUCAUCAACCUGCAGACUUGGAUGAUAAAUUAUCUGUGCACAAAAUUCUGAACGAGUACAGUCUCACUCUAUCUCAGGCAGGGGUGCAAGCAGGUAAGGUGUGGACAGAAGCCAAUGACGUUGAAACAGGCAUUGUAGAAGCCAUCGAGCUACAUCGUGUUAAAUGGCUUGUAAUGGGGGCUGCAUCUGAGAAGCUAUAUUCGAAGGAUAUGUUGGAGAUCAAGUCUAAUAAAGCAAUACAUGUUUGCCAACAAGCGCCGAUCUUGUGUCAAAUCUGGUUUGUUUGUAAAGGCCACCUCAUCUAUACAAGACGGAGUGGAUUAACUUUACCCUUACCUCAUGAAUCACAAGACAAACUGGUUCGGUCAAUUUCGGCUAUGUUUCUGGAAGGACCACAAGGGCUUUCAUCUUCUGACUUGCAGGAUAGACUCGAGAAUGCCACUAAGGAUGCUGAAAAGUCAAAGCAAAAAGCAUUUGAAGAGUCAAUUAAACGGUGGAGAGCUGAAGAAGACGCCAACGAGGCUUUACGUAAGGCCGAAGAAUCAGAAAAAUCAUUAAUGGAGGAAAGUGAACGAAUAAAAGAAAUAGUGGUUACUCUAACAACGAAAGCUCAAGAAAUAGAAACAAUGAAAAAUCAACGAGAUCAAUUCAUAAAAGAACUUCAGACGGUCAAAGAUCAACAACCGGGGCUUGUUGACCAAAUUUCAAGAGCCCGUGAAUCAGAAAAAGAAUUAGAGGAGAGGAUUAUUCAAGCUGUGAAUCUCUUGAUUACUUUUAAAGAAAAUCGAGAUAACUUGCAAGACACGCGUGAUAACGCAAGGAGAGAAAUUAAUAGGCUUGAAAAAUAUGUGCGCGUGGAGAGCACGGAUUUGUCACAUGCAGAAUUUUAUAAACCGUCUUUUAUGGAAAUUAUGGAGGCUACGAAAGAUUUUGAUCAGUCUCUGAAGAUUGGAGAAGGGAAACGCGGUAGCGUUUAUAAAGGAAUUCUUCGGCAUCUUCGGGUAGCGAUAAAGAUGCUACCUUCGCUUGGUUCUCAGAGUGAUGCAGAAUUUGAAAAUGAGGCAGAGAUUUUGAGUAGAGUACGGCAUCCAAACCUCGUAACGCUAAUCGGUGUUUGUCCAGAAUCAAGAUCUUUAAUUUACGAAUAUCUCGAAAACGGCAAUCUUGAAGAUCAAAUCGCUUCUCUUGAAUGGUAUGACCGAAUAAGAAUUUGUUCCGAAAUAUGUUCUGCCCUAAUCUUCCUCCACGGCAGUAGACCGCAAAUCAUCCACGGAAACUUGAAGCUUACCAAUGUUCUUCUCGAUUCAAACCACGUAUCCAAGUUAAGCGACUUAGAAAUCAACCGUUUGAUUCCCAAUGUAUUACACAACGAUGAACCUGAGGUUUCUGUUUAUAUGGAUCCCGAAAUGUUGGAAUUUGGAAAGCUUGCUGUUUCUUCGGAUGUAUACUCGUUUGGAGUUGUAUUGUUAAGAAUGUUAACAGGGAGACCGGCUUUAAGUGUUGUAAAAGAUACAAAAUGUGCGCUUGAAAAUGGGAGUUUUGGUACGAUUUUGGAUUUGACAGGUGGUGAUUGGCCGAUUGAGCGUGCAAAGGAGUUGGCGUAUUUGGGUUUAAGAUGUUGCGAAAAGAACUCGAUGAACCGGCCUGAUUUGGUGGAUGAUAUAUUGCCGAAGUUGGAGACGAUGAGAGAUCUUGUAACGGUAUCCCCAGUUGAGUCUGAGAAUCAUCACAAGAUUCCGUCUUAUUUUGUUUGCCCCAUUUAUCAGGAAGUGAUGAAAGAUCCUUACAUAGCAGCAGAUGGUUUUACAUAUGAAGCAGAUGCCAUAAAAGGUUGGUUGAACAGUGGCCACAAGACUUCACCUAUGACCAACCUUAAGCUUGACCAUUGUGACUUGCUCCCUAAUCAUGCCCUUUCCUAUGCAAUUCAAGAAUGGCUACAACAUUCCUGAAAUACCCUUAUUUCUAGUUUGACUUUCUUUGACUUCACCUGUCUUGCACAAAUCAUACAAAUGUAUAUGAACAUUCAAGUAAAGCAUUAUGAAAUUGUGUUCAUGAAGUAUUUGUUUU